Messenger RNA from Pseudogymnoascus verrucosus, 873 nucleotides. RefSeq lists its product as uncharacterized. Lineage: Eukaryota; Fungi; Ascomycota; Leotiomycetes; Thelebolales; Thelebolaceae. Gene Ontology annotation, biological process: protein phosphorylation. The transcript is spliced from 5 exons. The record is from RefSeq and is a predicted model, not a curated record. The coding region runs from base 1 to 873 and encodes 290 amino acids. Gene Ontology annotation, molecular function: protein kinase activity; ATP binding.
AUGGUGCUUGCAAAUAACGAGACUAUCUGCUACUUCAAAGCGGAUUUAAAUGUGGAGGAUGGUUUACGUGUUCCACGUAUUUUGGGCCUUGUCCAAGGGGAAGACGGCUCUUCUUACAUGGGAUUACUGCUCUCGUAUAUCGACUGUGAUGGCAGGACGCUGGAAGGCGCCGUCCGUGCUGACACCCCGAAGCACUUGCGACAGCGCUGGGCGGAUCAAGUCAUUAGCACUUUGAAGCAUCUUCAUGAAGCUGGCAUUGUGUGGGGAGAUGCAAAGGCAGCAAACGUUUUGGUUGACAGAAACAUGGAUGCAUGGAUCAUUGACUUUGGAGGUGGUUUCACAGAAGGCUGGUUUGAUAGGGAGAAAGCAGGGACUGUUGAAGAGCGAAGCUCUGGACAAAUGUUGAUUGGUCGACUCAAAAAGUGCCAGAAGGUUAUUGCUAACUGUUUGGAAUUUGUUAAGCUCAUUUUUCAAUCCUUCAAACUCGUCUUUGAACCCCUCAGACUUCUCGGACUGUUCAAGCUCCUUUUCAAGAUCGAGAGGUGGAAGGCAUCCGAUAGUCCUCAAAAGCGACAUGCUAGACUGGCGGGCGCGAUUGGCGGGGUCGGCUGGACUCAUAACCUCAUUCCAUUCUAUCAAUCUUUUCGCGAAGCCAUUCGCCCAGGAUACAGCCCAGCGACACUUCGUCACUUCGUCAGCGGACUGGGGUUGCUACAGAACCAUCUUAAAGCUCUUAAUCCCUUCCCCGUUCAACCUCUGAUGUCCCACGGCUGCCGCGAUAUUAAUAAGGGCAUGGAAGUUUCGAAAAUGAACCUGAACGAAGAUUCCCUCCUCACCCAAUCAGGCGCCUGCGAUAUCCCUCCUAGAUAUUGA